AUGUCGAGAAUCACCUCACUACUAAUGGGAUUUUGUGGAGUAGAGCUCACAGUACAGAAAUUUAUUGAGAAAACCCUCUCAACCUUUCCCGUUUCAGCAUUAAUGAUUGCAAAGAAAUAUAGGCUUGAGUGCAAUGCUAGACAGAUCACGAGAUUUCAUCAGCUUAUCAUUGCUAGGUCAGCUGCUGAGAAACAUGACAAUAUACUCGUGAAAAACUAUAAUUCAAGGCUCGUUGGAAAUAAGAGAGUUCAUGAGGUGAAUUAUAACAGCGCACCUAAAGGAGGGCACAAGGAGGGGAAACCUAAAUUUAAGGCACAACAAAAUAGACGUGUGGGUCCAUACAACCGCCCUACAAAGGAAGGAAACUGCCAUAUUGAUGUGCGGACACGUGGCAACGUUGACCAUCGUGGAGAGGCAUCAACAUCCCUAAGGGACAUUUAA
Molecule: messenger RNA, 441 nt
Organism: Rosa chinensis
Lineage: Eukaryota; Viridiplantae; Streptophyta; Magnoliopsida; Rosales; Rosaceae
Exons: 1
Coding region: 1-441 (146 amino acids)
Source: RefSeq, a predicted model, not a curated record